AUGGUUAUCGUUUAAGCUUUAUAAAUAAUAAAAUAUUAGUAUUUCAACCCGAAUAAUGUAAUAAUUCAAACUUAAUUAUCUACACUCUUACUGAUUAAAGAUAAUUUACUAUAAGCAGCAAACUUCCGUUACUGGUGGAAUAUUUUCAUGGCAUUAUUAUUUCCCUCUCAUUUAUAAUAGUAAAAUAAAUAUCCUUAUUAAUAAAAAUCACAAUAAUAUAAAUGUGAUAAAAGUGUUAAAAUCUGGUAAGAAAGAAGAAUGUGUAAAAUUCAGGAAAUAGACUUUAAAGAUAGUUACAACUUUGGUACUUUAAGUGAUGAUGGAGAAUAUUUAGUAACCUGGUCCGAACAUUGUAAGGAAAUACGUAGAAUAAAUUGA
Paramecium tetraurelia is the source of this 378-nucleotide messenger RNA. RefSeq lists its product as uncharacterized. The transcript has a single exon. The record is from RefSeq and is a predicted model, not a curated record. Lineage: Eukaryota; Ciliophora; Oligohymenophorea; Peniculida; Parameciidae.